GGAGGGCGAUCGCACAACCUGGCCAAGCUGCUCUACGUGCACAUGCUGGGCUACCCAGCUCACUUUGGUCAGAUGGAGUGCGUUCGGAUGAUUGCUAGCCCGCGCUACAGUGAAAAACGCGUAGGAUACCUGGGAGCCAUGAUGCUGCUGGAUGAGAAGCAGGACGCCAGCCUGCUCAUCACCAACUCUAUUAAGAAUGAUCUGUCAAACAGUAACCAGUACAUACAGUCUCUAGCUCUCUGCACACUAGCCUGCAUGGGGUCUGCUGAGAUGUGCAGGGAUCUGGCGCCAGAGAUUGACAGGCUGCUCCGAGCUUCCAACUCUUACAUUAAAAAGAAGGCUGCUUUGUGCGCUGUUCACAUCGUGAGAAAAGUCCACGAUCUGGGAGAGCUCUUUACCAAAGCCGCUCGCUCGCUGCUCACCGAGAAGAACCACGGCGUCGUACACGGCGCUGUGGUGCUCAUUACUGAGCUGUGUGAGCGGAACUCAGAAACACUUGAGCGCUUCAGGAAGACGGUACCAGAUCUGGUUCAGAUCAUGAAAGGUCUCGUCAUUUCGGGUUAUUCUCCAGACCACGAUGUGGCAGGAAUCAGCGAUCCCUUCCUACAGGUACGCAUCUUAAGGUUGCUGAGAAUCCUUGGUCGCAACAAUGAAGCAGCGAGCGAUGCCAUGAACGACCUCCUAGCUCAGGUGGCGACCAACACAGACAGUACAAAGACUGUGGGCAAUGCUGUGUUGUAUGAGACUGUUCUCACUGUGCUGGACAUCAAGUCAGAGAGCGGCCUCAGAGUUCUGGCUGUGAACAUUCUGGGAAGAUUUCUUCUGAACAAUGACAGAAACAUUCGCUAUAUCGCCAUGACCUCUCUUCAGAAGAUUGUUGGGACAGACCACAAUGCAGUGCAGCGCCACCGAGGGACUAUAGUAGACUGCCUGAAAGACCAGGAUGCUUCUGUUAAGCGCCGUGCUUUGGAGCUUUCUUUGGCUCUGGUGUCAGCCUCCAACAUCCGCUCUAUGAUGAAGGAACUGCUCAGCUUCCUCUCCUCCUGCCCCCCCGAGCUCAGGUCUCAAACUGCCAGCGGUAUAUUCAAUGCUGCUGAAAGGUAUGCUCCCUCCCAGCGCUGGCACAUUGACACCAUCCUGCAUGUCCUCACCACGGCAGGGGGCGACGUGAGAGACGAAACGGUGCCCAACCUGAUUCAGCUCAUUACCAACACUUCAGAGCUCCACUGUUACACCGUUCACAAGCUCUACCGGGCUCUGCUCAGUGACAUCUCGCAGCAACCUCUGGUCCAGGUGGCGUGCUGGUGUAUCGGAGAGUAUGGAGACCUGCUGCUGAGAGGGGAAUGUCAGGAGACCGAACCUGUGCAGGUACACAGAGCACAGCAAACACUGGUUUUUCCAUCAGCAAACAGUGACUGUGACCCUGUGAAUCCCCUAACUGCGCCUCUUUCUCUUCAUAACUCUACUCCCGACAGUCGAAUCAGAAGCAUCGUCAGCAUCUACGGCAGCUGUAUAGACGUGGAGCUCCAGCAGAGGGCAGUUGAAUACAACGCUCUUUUCAAAAAAUAUGACCACAUGAGGGCAGCAGUGCUUGAGAGGAUGCCCGUGAUUGAAAAGAAUUCACAGGGUCACACCAACGGGGAGACCAUCAAGGAGAGUCAAACAGUCAAAGUCAAGCCAGGAGAGCCACAGCAGCCUGCUAACCAGGUGUGUGAUCUGUUGGACCUGCUGGGUGGCUCUGAGCAGCCUCUGCAGCCCAGCCCGGCAUUAGGCAGCGCAGCUCCUCCCAUUCCUGUCAGCACACCCAACACUGUUGGAGGAGACCUCCUGGAUCUGCUUGGAGGGUUAGAGCCCACUCCCAUCACGCCAGUUGCCACGGUGACUGUGUAUGAGAAGGACGGUGUGACUGUAACACUGGGUUGUGAGAAACAGUCCGAUUCAGGCCUGACCGUCACACUCACCGCCUCCAACUCCACUGAGUCAGACAUCAGAGGCUUCACCCUGCAGGCUGCAGUGCCCAAGAGUGUCCAGUUACACAUGAAGGCCCCCAGUGGGGACUCUCUUCCUGCAAGAGGCGCAGCUAAAGUGACCCAGAUGGUGGUCCUCAACAACCCCAAUAAGGUCAAUCUGAAAAUGAGGCUCCGCAUCUCUUACACCAGCCAAGGAUCAGCUGUUCAGGAUACGGUCCAGAUCGACUCCUUCCCUGGACUCGGUCAGUGAUCUCAGCCAAUCGAUGCAACAGGACUGAGACACCAGUCUGUGGGUGAAUCAGCGGGCGUCGGUUCUCUCUGACGCAGCCUUUCUACUGACGCACCCUACACACUGCUGGUCCUCGGUUACCCUGAUCUCUUGUUUCUACGUGUAAGAAACACGGUUCUCUCAGAAGCCUCGUGUAUGGAGUUGCAUCUGUCCAUUCCUCAGGAAUAGAUCGAGGAGAUUAUUGGAGUGGACACUGGAAUAUGCAGGUACAAAAUGGAAAAACAUAAAAUACUUUUUUUUAAAAGAGUGUUGCAUCGACAACUGUCUAUUAGAUAUCAUUCAGGGUUUUUGUUUACAAGCUGCUACAGCUGAUUGUAUUCAGUGUUUCACUCCACAGUAAUAUAAACUUUGAGGGGCUUCUGUCAGUCAUCCACCAGAUCAACACACACACAUAGCAGUUUAUGCAUGCUUUUAAUAAAUUUGUCUUUACACUGAUUGAGAGGAGGCAAACACUAAUUAAUGAGCUACUACAACUAAUUUAUUAUAUCAGAUACACAUCAUUUUAUUAGGAAACACAAAUAUAUGAAAUUUGGAUCAAAGGAAGCUUUUAAACACAAACUUGAGUCCUUCAUCUUUUUUUUCCCCUUUUAUUCACCUGAUCAGCAAUAUCCAUGUCCUGAACCAUUCCUGUGCCUUUCAUCCUCUCUUAAAAUGUAAUAUUUAGCUUUUGAGGCCAAGAUUAUUUAACUCUGAGUUGUGUUUUGUUUUUUUAAUCACUCCCAUACAAGAAUUUUCCUUAAUGCUAUUCUUUGUCUGUUGUUUACCAAAAUGAGUUAUUUUCUGAUGUAAGUGUAUGGUGACGCAAGAGGAAAAACGUGCAUGAUGCUGUCCGGAAAAUGUAUAUUUUAGAUAUUCAAAGUAUAAGCACAAGAGUUUUAUGACUGUAAACAAAGCCAGCAUAUGACUUUAUUUGAUAACUCAUCUUAACCCCUUUUAAAACCACUCCGCGUACUGGAUGUCAGCAACGGUGCUCUACAUGGAUUUCACUGGAGUCUUUACCAGACUGUUUGUAUCACUACCUUAACUAAAUUAUAGACAGAAGGAAUCAUUUGACAGCAGUUUGGAUUGUCUUUCAAUCUUCAAUUUCAUGUCAUUUUCUAAUUAAAAACUGUUUCCAGAAUC
Molecule: messenger RNA, 3381 nt
Organism: Neolamprologus brichardi
Lineage: Eukaryota; Metazoa; Chordata; Actinopteri; Cichliformes; Cichlidae
Source: RefSeq, a predicted model, not a curated record